Exaiptasia diaphana is the source of this 1107-nucleotide messenger RNA. RefSeq names its product kelch-like protein 24. Gene Ontology annotation, molecular function: protein binding. The coding region runs from base 59 to 832 and encodes 257 amino acids. The transcript has 3 exons. Lineage: Eukaryota; Metazoa; Cnidaria; Anthozoa; Actiniaria; Aiptasiidae. The record is from RefSeq and is a predicted model, not a curated record.
GUCUUUGUCUAUCACGGUUGAUWCAGAAGGUCUAACAUUGUGAAAUCGCAGAUAAAGCAUGUCAACUGAAGAACCAGCUGCAAAGAUGUCCAAAACAGAUGAAGACGAUCUAACUGAAUCAAGUCCCUUCUCAUCACCAUGGCACUUUAGUGAUGUGGUGCUGUUGGUUGAGGGACGCAGAUUCCAUGUGCACAGGAGCACCUUAUCAAUGUGGUCCCCAGUAUUUGAGAGAAUGUUCUCUUCUGAAUUCAGAGAAAAGUCAUUGGCAGAAAUUGAGUUACCAGGAAAAAGUGCCAAAGAAAUUGACGUGCUUCUGAAAUUGAUUUGCUUCAAGAACAAACAGAAGUCUGUUAGUAUUAAUUAUAGCAACCUAAAGUUUCUUCUAAAACUCUCUGAYGAAUAUCAAAUGGAUGAUGUUACAGAAAUGUGUGCUGACUUUAUGACGUCAACUUUGGAUAAAAACAACUGYCUUCUUUUCUAUGAAGCUGCUGAUCUGUACAACUUAGACGAAGUGAAGUCAAAGUGUAUGAACUGGGCAAAAUCCUUGACCAUUUCCUCAAUUGAAAGGAAUCAGAAUUUUAACAAGAUGAGACUCGAGACAAAAUAUGAAAUUUUGGCAGAGAGAGUCAAGUCAUUGGAAGGUGUUUUAAGCAAGUUUUCUACAGAAUGCAAUAAACUUAUAAAUACUACAAAACUCUCCCCGCCUGAUAUCAGCCUUAACUCACAAAUACUACAGCUGGACCACCAUAUAGAGAAGUGUAAUGGAUUAAUGCAAAGAUGUCAAUCAGUACUAAGGAUAAGGAACUACAAUAAGAUAGUCAACAAAAAAUAGAUCUUCAGUUUGUAAUUUUUAAAUCAAAGACUGGAUGCAGAAAUGAUCUUUUGUGGACAGCCCUGUCUGUAAUCUAUCAAGAGUAGGAUCAUGGGCAGCCUAUCUCUUACAAUGCUUGCAAACUUUUAAACAUAUGGACCAAUACUCCAAUUUUCGAGUUGGUUUGCUCUGUAUUAGCCUCAAAACCAAGUAAAAUAUUCUUUUGUUUCAUUGAUAGCCUGAGAAAAUGCAUGGAAUUUGAAAAGAAAGACAAUGGAAUUGAUUUGAAAUCUCAC